AUGUCUACAGAGAUCCCAAAGGAGUAUUUAGAACUUCACGAAAAGCGUCUUCACGAAAUGCUUGAGUACCUCAACAAGGACUGGAAGCUUUCAAAGGAAGAGCCAACAAUCAAAUUCUACACAGCCACAUACCCAGGCAGCUCAUUCUCAAUGGUAAAGUCCAUAGUCUACGUCAAUGGCAAGGCCGAAGAGACAGCAAAGAUCUUAGAUGAUGUUUCUACAAUCGAUGAUAAGACACCAAAAGAAAUCGCCGAUGGAACAAAGGAAAGAUACUUAUUCGGCGGUGUUGAGGGUGGUGCUCGCUACCUUUACAUGGCUCUCGAAUCAGGCUCUCGUUUCGUUUCAGAUCGUGAAUUCUUACUUCUCCGUAAGCGCUACGACCUUGAGGACAAGAAGGUUUGGCUUUGCGUCUCCAUCGAUAACACAGAGCUCAAGCCAGUCGGCAAGGGCAACGUCCGUGGAAACAUGACUUUCCAGGCCUACAUCCUCGACAAGGAUCCAGCCAACAACGAGGAUCGCCUUACAUUCAUUGUCCAUGCCGAUCCAUGUGGCUCAAUUCCUGCUAUGAUUUACAAUUCCGUUGCAACAAAUCAAGGCAACGGAGCACGCAAGAUUCGUGACGAUGUCAUGAAGGAGAAAUAA
This is a messenger RNA of Trichomonas vaginalis G3, 642 nucleotides long. Its product is annotated as phosphatidylcholine transfer protein family. Bases 1 to 642 code for a protein of 213 amino acids. The transcript has a single exon. The record is from RefSeq and is a predicted model, not a curated record. NCBI's taxonomy places the organism in Eukaryota, Parabasalia, Trichomonadida, Trichomonadidae. Gene Ontology annotation, molecular function: lipid binding.